Cladophialophora psammophila CBS 110553 is the source of this 564-nucleotide messenger RNA. RefSeq lists its product as uncharacterized. The transcript has a single exon. Bases 1 to 564 code for a protein of 187 amino acids. The record is from RefSeq and is a predicted model, not a curated record. Lineage: Eukaryota; Fungi; Ascomycota; Eurotiomycetes; Chaetothyriales; Herpotrichiellaceae.
AUGGGCUCUACCAACCGGUCAGAUUCCACUCCGCAGGCGACCUUGGACCAUUUCCAAUCAAUACCAUGGUGUUCGCCACACCUCGCAGAUCCAGCAUUCCGGCGCGUGAGCAUGUCUCGCACGCUGACACAGCCGGGCAACGGCCACUCGCUGAUGGCCGAGACGUGGAACACGGACCGAACAAUCACACAUCUUCUCUCGAUGUACCGGCGACCUGACCCCGCGAAGGGCCAGACGGGCGAAGUGCGGCGCUUCUACACGUUUGGCACGGGCAUGAAUGCGCAUCCCAGCACGCUGCACGGCGGAGUCAUCGCCACCAUCCUCGACAGCACCAUGGGGAACGUCAUCGGACAGCAGCUGCGCGACCCGGCCGCGACUUUUACCGUGGCGCUGAAUGUGUCGUACAGGAAGCCUGUGACCACGCCGGGGACCGUCAUGGCCAGGUCGUGGAUCACAAAGGUAGACGGGCGGAAAAUCUGGGUGCAUGGCGUCGUCGAGGAUGGCUCGGGCAACGUCCAUGCAGAGGCUGAUGGGAUGUGGCUUCGCGCGAAAGCAAAGCUGUAA